Pan troglodytes (chimpanzee) is the source of this 3131-nucleotide messenger RNA. It is a transcript of the gene NPM2, whose product is annotated as nucleophosmin/nucleoplasmin 2. NCBI's taxonomy places the organism in Eukaryota, Metazoa, Chordata, Mammalia, Primates, Hominidae. Gene Ontology annotation, molecular function: chromatin binding; RNA binding; histone binding. Gene Ontology annotation, biological process: positive regulation of DNA replication; chromatin remodeling. The transcript has 8 exons. The record is from RefSeq and is a predicted model, not a curated record. Bases 2401 to 2916 code for a protein of 171 amino acids. Gene Ontology annotation, cellular component: cytoplasm; nucleoplasm; nucleolus.
CAUACUGUUUGAUGGAAAUAAGAUAAGUUGAAAUAAGAAAUAAGUUGAUAGUACAGUAGGGUGACUAUAGUUAACAAUAAUUUAUUGUAUAUUUCAAAAUAGCUAGAAGAGAAGAUUUGAAAUGUUUCCAACACAAAGAAAUGAUAAAUGUUUAGCCAGGCCCAGUGGCUCACGCCUGUAAUCCCAGCACUUUGGGAGGCCUAGGCAGGAGGAUCACUGAGGUCAGGAGUUCGAGACCAACCUGGCCAACAUGGUGAAACCCCAUCUCUACUAAAAAUAUGAAAAUUAGCUGGGCAUGGUGGUAAGCACCUAUAAACCCAGCUACUUGGGAGGCUGAGGCAGGAGAAUCGCUUGAACAUGGGAGGCAGAGGUUAUAGUGAGCUGAGAUGGCACCACCGCACUCCAGCCUGGGUGAUGAGAGUGAAACGCCAUCUCCAAAAAAAAAAAAGAAAAGAAAAGAAAUAAUGUUGAAGGUGAUGGAUACCCCAGUUACCCUGAUUUGCUCAUUACACAUUGUGUGCAAGUAUCAAAAUAUCAUAUGUACCCCAUAAAUAUGUACAAUUAAUAUGUAUCAGUUUAAAAAGUUAAUGACGAUGGUACCAAUAUUAUAGCCUCAUUUAGCAGAUGAGGAAACUGAGGCACUGAGCUAUGAAUUAACACACCUGAAAUCACAGAGCACAGUCCAGACUUGAACCCAGACUGUCCAGUUCCAGUGUCCCAGCUCUAGGUCAUGACCUCAGGGUCAUCCCCCUCCCCUGCCUCCAUUUAGCCUUCACUGUGACCCCCAGCUGCAGCCUGACAUCAGUGUGAUUAUUCACGGGGUGGGUAGCCUGGGGCCACUGAAGGCCGGUUUGCUUUGAGCACUGCUCUCCAAUGAGGCUGGAAGCCCUUUGAGGGGCUGUUGUAUUCACCGCGUGAUGCCCAGGUCCCGCCCAAUUGGCGGAAUCACCGUUUGUUGAGUGAAUUCUUGAACGUCUGUGCAUGGCAUGCAUGUGCCUGCCAUUUGCUCAUCUUUACCACACACUUGGCUGCAAUGGCUGUCACCUUCAAUAGGCGCCUUGCCAGGGACAGAGAGCUCAGGGACAGCCAAGGAGACUGGAACUGCUCAGCUGGGGACAGGGACCCUAGGCGGCCCUGGCAGGCCCCCAAGACUCUCCUGGGUUGUCCUGGCCAAUUCACAGGGAGGCUGACCCCAGCUUCCAGGAAUAAAAGAUUCUGACCUCCGUGGCAAUGAGCCCCUGUCCCAGGGGUGUGCGGGAGAUCCCUGGUUAUCUGAGGUGUCUCCAGGGUAUAUCCGCUGAAACCCCACCUCCUCUUCACUGCCCAUUGAGCCUGGGACCAGCUGCUGGUCACGUGCUUGGCCCUGUAGCGUCGCUAGCCGUGCUCCCCAGUGUGCUCCCCGCCCCCUGCCGCGGCGCCUCCCGGCUCACCUCCCCACCCCACCUGCCCGCUGCGGCUCUCCGCGGGAGAUCUCACCGUUCUGGAGACAGGGCUCGCUCGCUCUCACUGUAGGCUGGAAGAACGGGCUGUCUGGGCCUUAGGAAAUGCCCAUACUGUAUAAGGCAUGGGGAAAAGAAAGGAAGAAAGGCAACGAACAAGAAAGAGGGCUUCCAACUGCAGCUUCCUGCCGGCUGCAGGCCUCCCUUCCUAAGCUGAGCUGAGGCUUCCUCUCCAUGGGCUGGGGAGGGGGCGCCAGGAGGCCUCGGCGGGUCCGCAAUUGGCCCGGACAGCUUCUCACGAAAGGUCCUGGGCCGGCAUCAUCAGCCUCACCUGGGAACUGGUUAGAACUACAAAUUCCCUCGGCCCCACCCAGACCGACGCCAAGGGCAGCUGUGGAGUGGGGCGCGGCAAUGCGCCCCUUAACAGCCCUCCAGGCUUCUUAGCCCGGGCUUGGACAGCCGCCUUCCGGCCAGAGGGGAUGAGGUUGCGCUGCGCUCCGGGAGCGCCGAUGGCGUGACUGGCCCCGCGCGGAGCAGCGACAGUAAGGCUGUGGGCGGGGGAGCUGGGACCUAAGCCGCGCGCACACCUCUUUCUCUGCGUCUGGUGGAGGUGCACAGAGGCUUUUGAGUCAGGCCCAAGCGCAGCCAGGUGACCUCCCCGCGGCCUUUCAAGCCUGAGCUCGGUGGACAGCUCCCUCUCCCGUGAGUCCCGCUGUCCUGUACGCGCCCGGUCGAGCCCCGGGCUGCGCGCCCCGCUAGGAGGUGGGUACUCGUCCUCUAGGAGUUGCCGGUGAGCCCUUGGCCGUGGCAGGUCCCCUCCAGCCGCGAGCGACCCCUCAGUACCUGCCGAUGCCUGCUGGUCUCUGGCAUCCUCCAGUCGAGGGUCAGGGUCAGGGAGCAAGGCCUCACGCGGGCGCCCUCCUUGCAGCUGCCCGGCCAGCCCGCUUCUCUGCCCGGAGCCAUGAAUCUCAGUAGCGCCAGUAGCACGGAGGAAAAGGCAGUGACGACCGUGCUCUGGGGCUGCGAGCUCAGUCAGGAGAGGCGGACUUGGACCUUCAGACCCCAGCUGGAGGGGAAGCAGAGCUGCAGGCUGUUGCUUCAUACGGUCUCCAUGGUAGGAGUGCAGCUUUCUCCCCCAGUUACUUUCCAGCUCCGGGCUGGCUCAGGACCCGUGUUCCUCAGUGGCCAGGAACGUUAUGAAGCAUCAGACCUAACCUGGGAGGAGGAGGAGGAAGAAGAAGGGGAGGAGGAGGAAGAGGAGGAGGAAGAUGAUGAGGAUGAGGAUGCAGAUGUAUCUCUGGAGGAAAGCCCUGUCAAACAAGUCAAAAGGCUGGUGCCCCAGAAGCAGGCGAGCGUGGCUAAGAAAAAAAAGCUGGAAAAAGAAGAGGAGGAAAUAAGAGCCAGCGUUAGAGACAAGAGCCCUGUGAAAAAGGCCAAAGCCACAGCCAGAGCCAAGAAGCCAGGAUUCAAGAAAUGAGGAGCCACGCCUUGGGGGGCACGGUGCAAAGUGGGCCUUCCCUGGGCUGUGCUGCAGGCACAGGGUGCCCCUGUCCAGCCCCUUCAUCUGUGUCUGAAUGUAACAGGGGUGUUGCGGGGGCAACAUGAGAGCCCCUCACCCCCAACUCUCCACUUUCAGGAGGCCCCCAGUGAAGAGCCCCACCUCGGGGUCACAAUAAAGUUGCCUGGUCAGGA